Messenger RNA from Saxophila tyrrhenica, 2808 nucleotides. RefSeq lists its product as uncharacterized. Lineage: Eukaryota; Fungi; Ascomycota; Dothideomycetes; Mycosphaerellales; Extremaceae. The transcript has a single exon. Gene Ontology annotation, cellular component: nucleus. The record is from RefSeq and is a predicted model, not a curated record. Gene Ontology annotation, molecular function: DNA binding. Bases 1 to 2808 code for a protein of 935 amino acids.
AUGCCCUCGUCUCCUUCCCGCGAGGACGAGCAGCCGCGGCGCCGUCGCAAGGAGCCCAAGGACGAGCGCGGCUCGACGUCGUCUAAAGAGCACAAGCACCGCACACAGCACAAAUCGAGCUCCGGCAAGACGUACAAGCGACGAUCGAGGAGCAGAGAGAGGGACAGAGACUUGCCCAAGGUCUCAACCUCAGAGCGCGGUUCCAUGUCGAGGAAGGUGAGCGGGGUGGUGCCAGAGAUGGACCGUAUCCCCAGCGGUGAGGACCGGCCGAAGACGUCGUACCCGAGCUUCAGCAAGGCGCACAGUCGCGAGGCUGUCAACAGCAGAGAGGAUGUGUACAGAACCAAGGGCGCACCGUACACGCCCGAAGCGACGGAGCUGGGCCAGGAGAAGAGCAAGGAAAAGAAGCAGAGAAGGAGGUCGAUGCCGAGUGAGAGCGCUGCGCCAGGACGAGCACCGCCAAGUCCGCCUCUCACAGCAAAUACUGCGGACUUCAAGAGGCCGAGGAGCGGUUCUAGCAUGCGGAAGACGGCGGAGGAUGCUAAGUCGGACCUCGAGAGCGGCAGGAAGAGCACUGACGGUGCACCCCGAAGCUCAGCACGCCAGGCCUCGAAGUCCACCUCGAGCUUACGGAAAGAGGCCCGUCUCCCUCAGUCGGACAUCUCGAGUAUGCCAGGCUCUUUCCCGGAAGAUGAGCGCAGGUCGACGCCCACCAGCGGCUUCCAACGUACUGCCUCCACUUCAUCGUCUCAGCCAGGCUCCACCCUUACACAAGAUACGCAAGGAACCGGAACAGACUCUGAUGCGACUUCAGUGGCACCAGAGCGCAAGGGUGCUCCGCGGCAAGCAGAUGGCACACCUCCGCAAGACCAUUCUCCAUCCUCUACUACCGACUCGCAACCAAAAACUCCCAUCGCCCAGGAACAACCUUACCCUUUUCGCACCAGAACACCCAUCGAUGUCGCCAGCGCGAAUGCAUAUACACCUCAAGUCUCUUUCAACGUCAAUCCAAAGACGCCAGUGACAGCUGUGCCACCUCCUCCCCCGCCUCCGCCUCCGCCUCUCGUCACAGGGUCUCAGCCGGCCCCGAGAGUAGAUUAUCUGCUCAAGAACGGCGGGCUAUCCUCCAUGGUCCCGAGGAGACUGGUCCACACAGCACCCGUCGUGCAGCAGUACGCCAUGUACCAAUCUCCGUCUGUCACGCAGAAUGCGCCCAUCGAGGAGUACGCGAAGAUCUUUACUCCAGUACACAAGCGUCUGGACGACUAUCUGCAUGUUCUCCGGCACAAUGGCUCACUCGCAGUCGCAACUGGAUAUAAGUCGGUGGCGAGACGGCUACUGGACAAACUGUCUCAAGUCUUCGCGCGUGACAUCUCAUCCCAACGCUGCGACUGCGUGAUCUGCAAGACGUCACCUCAGCCGGCGCUCUCUGAUGAGGAGGACAGCGGCUUCAGCUGGGGUGAGAUCUUGGAGUUCGUGUCUGGGAGAAGAGAGCUGCCACAGUGGCCGCCUUUCACCAUCACACCCGAUGACAAUGGGCUUGGAAUCAAGGGAGCUACUCACAAGCCUAUGCAGAAACUGGACAUUGACGUGCCCGAAGAGUACAAGGACCACUACAUCCGCCAGAACCAGAAGACGAAGAAGGCGGUGCAGAGCUGGCUGUCGCAGCAGCCAGAGUUUCCAUCCAGCCCGCCAGAGGACGCUGAUGAAGAUACGCUGAUGUUCGCCAUGAUGACCAAGCUCGACGCUCCGCAGCGCAACAUAUUCAUUGCAUUGAUGCAUGGCCAGAACGAUGUUCCGACGAGUCGAGCACCCACUCCAGCGGAGCGGCCAUCGACUUCAUCUGAUGCGUUGAGGCGAGCUCGCAAAGCGCUGCAGCGGCUGUAUCGGUUGGACAAACCACCCCGAGAUUGCGAGAGUGCAAUGUAUUUGCUUAAUAACCCACCUCUGCAUGGUAUGCUCGCCACGCUGGCUGAAGUGAACGAGUCCGAGUGGGAGAUUCUCAUCUCAGGCCGCUUCGACGGCUUCCUCUGGUCUGGUGCCGAAGCUCCCUUCCCACCAUCUGUCUCUGCCUACAACUCCCCUAUCGCCUCUCGCGGACCGUCUCGAGGGCCGAAUGCUCCGCCAUUCUCUCGCAACACCACACCCUUCAGCGGUAUGAGUGGUUUCCAGCCAUCUCGUGGCUCUACCCCAUUCAGUCCACUCCGCAACGCCAUGUCACCGGACGGAACACCACAGCAGAACUAUCCACCGCCACAGUCGGUCUUCCCCUCGCGUGGACCAACACCAGCAAUGCCCGGCAUGUCCGUCUCCGGCGUCACCGCCCCACCGCCGGUGCAGAUGGACGAAGACACUGAGAUUGCUGUGCUCGCUGAAGUAGAGCGUAAUCUCUUCAACGACAUGGAACGCUUCGAAGACGCCUUCGAGAUCCUGCACUCUCGUGCCGAGCUAGUACGACAGCUUCUUCGUGAACGCAGCGCCGGCCUAUCAAUGCAAGCUCAAUCCCGCCGCGGCUCGGAGGCCUCGGCUAUCGGUGUGCGGCUGGACACUCCUGCAUCUGGCGUAACAGACUUCGAGGACGAGACAGAUGAUGAUGGAUUGGCGGAUAUGGCGAGUUUGGCUCCCGACGACAGCGCGAGUCAGAUCUCGACAAGUCGUAGGCACAGGAAGAGGCACGAGCGGCGCACACCAGCUCCCGUUGCGGAAGAAGACGAGAGCACGUUUGAGGAGCACAUCGCUGGACCUACGCCGCCACCGGUCGCGACGACGCCGGGGCGGCAUUGGGGCGGGCGGAGGUCGAAGCAUUGA